UGUAAUAUAUUAUAAUGGUAGUACCAUUAAACACUAAGUAGUGAAAUCCUAUUCAAAUUUUUAUUUUGUGAUAUUUUUUAAAAUGUGGUAUUUUAAUUUAUUAAAAAAUGUACGGCUUAAAAAUUCUAUAAAAUAUAUUUACGAAUGUAAUGUUAAAUAUUCUACAAGAUAUUAUAAAAUAAAUGAAAAUACAUUUGGUUUAAAUGACCAGCAGAAAGAGCUUCGCAACUUGAUUUUUGAUUUUGCUCAGAAAGAAUUGGCUCCUAAGGCAACUGAAAUCGACAGAAAAAAUAAUUUUGAUGAACUUAGAACAUUUUGGAAAAAACUUGGUAAUUUGGGUUUAUUAGGAAUAACAGCUGAUACGGAAUAUGGAGGAACCGGUGGUUCGUAUUUUGAACAUGUAAUAGUUAUGGAAGAAAUAAGUAGAGCAUGUGCAGCUAUUGGACUUAGUUAUGGAGCUCAUUCCAAUUUGUGCGUUAAUCAAAUUAAUAGAAACGGUACAAACAAACAGAAACAGAAAUACUUGCCGAAGUUAUGUAGCGGUGAACAUAUUGGAGCUUUGGCUAUGUCAGAGCCAGAAGCGGGAUCAGACGUCGUAUCGAUGAAAUUAAAAGCCGAAAGGAAAGGCGACUAUUUUGUUUUAAACGGUAAUAAAUUUUGGAUCACAAAUGGUCCGGAUGCUGAUGUUCUUGUAGUUUACGCCAAGACAAAUCCAAAUAAUUUGAAACCGCAACAUGGAAUCACAGCUUUUAUCAUAGAAAGAGGAAUGGAAGGGUUCAGUACAGCUCAGAAAUUAGAUAAAUUAGGAAUGAGAGGAUCGAAUACUUCGGAGUUAAUUUUCGAGGAUUGUAAAGUUCCUGUGGAAAAUGUGCUCGGAGAAUUAAACAAAGGAAUAUAUGUACUUUUCAGUGGUUUGGAUUUGGAACGUUUGAUUUUAGCAGGUGGUCCCUUAGGUAUACUUCAAGCUUGCUGCGAUGUUGCAUUUGAAUAUGCACAUACUAGGAAACAAUUUGGAAAGUAUAUAAGCGAAUUUCAAUUGAUACAGGGAAAAAUUGCAGAUAUGUAUACCACUCUAAGCGCUAGUAGAAGUUACUUAUAUUCGAUUGCAAGGUCUUGCGAUGCGGGACACGUGAAUCGCAAGGAUUGCGCUGCAGUGGUACUUUACUGCGCUGAGAAUGCAACCAAGGCUGCUUUAGAUGCGAUUCAAAUACUUGGUGGAAACGGAUAUAUCAAUGAUUAUUCUACUGGAAGAUAUCUAAGAGAUGCUAAAAUUUAUGAAAUUGGUGCAGGAACUAGUGAAAUACGUAGGAUGCUCAUUAGCAGAGUGAUUACCGAGGAAUAUUUGCAAUCGAAGUAAUCUUUGAACCGAAAGUAUCGAAAUAACUUUCAGAAGUUAUUUUUUUAAUACCACAUAUAAUAGCACAUCUCAACUCAUCAUAUUAUUUUUAUUUACUUAUUUUCUUCGUAUGCUAUAUAUAUGUAUCUUUAGAGACCAUUAAUAAACGACCGUCUAAUAUCA
Vespa velutina is the source of this 1519-nucleotide messenger RNA. Its product is annotated as isovaleryl-CoA dehydrogenase, mitochondrial. The transcript is spliced from 8 exons. NCBI's taxonomy places the organism in Eukaryota, Metazoa, Arthropoda, Insecta, Hymenoptera, Vespidae. Gene Ontology annotation, biological process: L-leucine catabolic process. Gene Ontology annotation, molecular function: flavin adenine dinucleotide binding; 3-methylbutanoyl-CoA dehydrogenase activity. Bases 83 to 1357 code for a protein of 424 amino acids. The record is from RefSeq and is a predicted model, not a curated record. Gene Ontology annotation, cellular component: mitochondrion.